This is a messenger RNA of Caenorhabditis briggsae, 567 nucleotides long. The record is from RefSeq and is a predicted model, not a curated record. Lineage: Eukaryota; Metazoa; Nematoda; Chromadorea; Rhabditida; Rhabditidae. Bases 1 to 567 code for a protein of 188 amino acids. The transcript is spliced from 4 exons.
AUGUCCUCCUCUCCCAGCUUUUCGUAUACUGUAGAGGAUAUCUACCGAAAAUUCUCCCAACCAAUGUUGGAUGAGCAAUCUACAGUAAUCAAAGAAUACGAUUAUGACAUCCCGGAAGACAUGGAAGUCAGCGAAUUUGUGAAUAAAAUGAUGGAUGAAAGGGAGGCAAUGAUGAAGCCAAUUGAUGAGGCAUGGAGAAAACGAGAAGGAAUUCCCAAAUGCGACGACGACGAACAAAUUGGCGAUGGAUUUCCAAAAUGGCUAUUUUUAAUCAACAAACGAGAAAUCGAAAUCAAGGAUAAUUGCCAGGAGAUUCGAGAAAUUGUUUAUGGCACAAAUGAACAAGCAAUGUUUGAUAUGGUGCCAGUGAUGGAGCGGCGAAGAAGAAUUUCAAUGAGAUUGGAGAAAUUCAACAAAAUCCAAGCUGAAAAGGAGAAUGUUCCUGAAACUUCUGAAAAGCAGAAUUCUGGAAAUCGCAAUCUGAAAACCGAAAAAAUCGAAAAUCCAGGAGAAAAGCGAGUCAGAAAACCGAAGGAAUGCAUGUGUGGAUGUCAGGAUUCGCAUUGA